GCUGAAGCUAAUAUUAAAUACAAGUCAAGAUGGCUCGCUCUCGUCGUUCCAGCGCCCCCACUCGCAAGCCCGCCCCGACCAAGGCUGCGCCCGUCCCUGCAAAGCAGCCUGCCGCUCCUGCCCCUACUCCGGUCAGCGCACCCGCUCCCAGUGUCAGCGGCGGUCUUCUCUCUACUGUCGCUGAGGGAUUUGCGUUCGGAACGGGUAGUGCCAUCGCCCGACAUGGUGUGAACGCCGUCGUCGACUCCUUCAGUGGCUCCAAGGACGAGCCCGUACCUCAGCCCGUCGCUGCUGCUCCUAUUGCUCCCACCACUAAGUCCUCGGCCGCCGUGUGCGCCAGCGACAGUAAGGCCUUCCUGGAUUGCAUCGACCGCAACUCGAACGACGUGGCAGCCUGCCAGUUCUACCUCGAUGCUCUUAACCAGUGCAAACAGCAGAGUGUCAACCUGUAGAAAACCGAUAGACGCGGCGUAGGCAACUUUGUAAUACCUUCAAUACCUUACUACACAAUGAUAUACUACAUAGUACUACCAGUAGUAUCAAUUUAGCCCAGCUACAGUCAAA
Messenger RNA from Phytophthora infestans T30-4, 564 nucleotides. RefSeq lists its product as uncharacterized. The transcript has a single exon. Gene Ontology annotation, cellular component: nucleus; mitochondrion. NCBI's taxonomy places the organism in Eukaryota, Oomycota, Peronosporomycetes, Peronosporales, Peronosporaceae. Bases 30 to 452 code for a protein of 140 amino acids. Gene Ontology annotation, biological process: mitochondrion organization. The record is from RefSeq and is a predicted model, not a curated record.